Caenorhabditis sp. 36 PRJEB53466 is the source of this 3032-nucleotide messenger RNA. Lineage: Eukaryota; Metazoa; Nematoda; Chromadorea; Rhabditida; Rhabditidae. The record is from the annotation of a GenBank genome assembly.
AUGCUCGAGUUUCGAUACUUUGCCGCUACCAUCAUGCUCGUGGUAAGUGCUGGACAGUGACCUGAUACAAUCUUUGAACUUUUUCAGAUGAGCAGUGGAGUGGUAAUUCUGAACAGUUUAGUAGUCAGGAGAAUGUAUCGUGAGCGUGAGGGAUUCCAUAAAAUCUGUGUGAACAAAGCGGUUGCAAACGUCCUCAUCGCCUCCGCAUUUCUGAUUUGGGCAGUUCCGUGCUCUUUCUUGUAAGCGAUCUUUACAAAACUGAACAAUGGUGUCAUUCGUCAGAAAUGCGUACUAUCUGCCUCAAAGGUUCAACAUCUUCUUCGGCCAGAUCGUCGGAUGGGGGCCUUAUUUAAUGUCUGGCCCGUUUACCCAGAUAUGCCUGGCCGUCAAUCGGUCCGUCGCGAUUUCCUAUCCUUACUUCUUCAACAAACAGAACCGUUAUCCCUACACUAAGAUAUUGCUUGGAGUACUGUGGGCCAUUGCAAUUGCACUGUCUCUUCCUGCUAUGAUAGGUGAGAAUUGCUUUCUUUUUGAAAGUAUAAGAAAGGAGACACUUUCUAGAUGGAUGCAGUUACAUUUUCUUCGUGGACACCGUCUCCUGGAGCCCCACAGACACAGACUGCUCCAGAACUCUUUCGGAAUACGUCACUAAUUUGGUGUUGGUCAUGGCUAUCAUCUCAUUCUCCAUCAAUAUCUCAAGCAUUGUGAAAAUUGUGAAAUCUUCAAUCGGUUCAAACGCAGUAAUGGAUCAAUCUGUGUCUGAGAGCAGGAAGAAAAGAAGAAGAAAGAUGUUCGCCCAAUGCAUAAUCCAAGAUUGUACGCAUACAUUCGAUUGUAUGGUCAAUACCUACGUUUACACAUUCUACUCGGCUCAGUGGUUUCAGUUCCUGUGUGGAGCAGUUUCAGCGCUGUCAGUUAUCAUGUUGGACGGGUAGGAGAAAGAAUGGAGCACGGCGAGAGACCAGUUCCCUUUCAGACUUCUCAUGUCUGUUCUUCACCAGAAAUCGAACACUCCGAGUCAAACUCGCGAGCCGCCCUCAAAGUCUCACACUUUUGAUCAAUUCCGAAGUAGAGCGGUGAGCCGAAUUUCGAGCACAAUUAUGACUACGACGACUCUGUGAACUUGCCACGUCAUUACUUUUAAUCUUCGAGAAUUGUUAUCUUGGUUCAUAUAAAACUUGUCCUGGAACUGAUAAACGAAAUUGAUAUCAUUUCUUUAGAAUUUCAGUGAUAUUUACGUGGGAAAGAAGAUUCUGAGCGAUCUCUUCUCUUUGAAGCAGUUCGCUCACUUUUCGCAGUGAAAUAUAAAUAAUUUAGCAUUGGAGCACACUUGCAUUUACACCUAAUUGUUUACAAUUUUGUUCGGAAAGCCAAUACCACUCCCGAUUCCCCGUUCGUUCUCGUUUUUCUGUUUAUAUUUUGAUUCUAUUCCACCUUUCCAUUCCCUAACCAAAGAAUAUAUCGAUUCUCAUUCCCAUCCGAAAGAAUUGUUACGAAAUACGCUCCCGCAUGAUUCAUCUCUAUUCUAUUGACCAACGGCCAAGUUCCCCUCGGUUUCUUAUCGUUUUUCUCUCAGGCACUACUCAAAAAUGUCUCAUUGGUUUCAUCGAAAUCCCAUAAAGCCGACAGAAUUCGUCAAAUUCGAUUUGAAAGGAGUGCUCACGACGGAUACUUGCUCCAAAAUUUGCGGGUGAGUCAAGUCACGAGAGACGUUUAUUGAUUUUCGCUACAUCAUUAUUCGUUUGCAGAGAACUCCGUUUGCGACGCGAUAAGCUCGUGAGUCAGUUCAAGAAUGCAUCGAAUGACCUGACAGAAGUAACGACAGAAUUCAAUGAUUAUCUCAGACUGUUCGCCGGUUUCCUCAUCGAAAUACAAUCGUCGGCCGCAGAGCUGUAAGUUUUAAUUGUUCAAAUAAAUAGAGCCUUGAUAAACGUUUGAUGUUUACAGAGAAAACAAAGACGCAGGCAAAAAAAACAGCAAACUAAUCCCUCUAGUCCGAUUCAAAUGGGGCAAUUCGAUGCUCACCCAAACAGCGACAGAAGUCUCGGAUGCCUGGUUCGAAGCUCUAAGCAUGAUCCAGUGCAUGGCAAUGUGGCUCACGAAACACGCCGCCUCGAUGGCCGGAAAAGACGAAGUCAAGGAGUCGGAUGCAAAGGAAUGCCUUCAGUGUCUCAGACAGGCCGGAGGAAUGUUCCAGUACGUAAAGGACGAGUCCUCGAGACUUUCCGGAGCGAAUGAAGUAGAAGGCUCUGAUUUUGACCCGAAAGUCAUGGAAACAUACAUUCUGACGGCGACCGCAGAGGCACAAGAAGUGAUAGUCGCAAGAGCCAUCGAAAUGAAGCACGACGACGGACUGAUCUCAUCACUUUCCGCAGUCACUGCUUCAAUAUUCUCAAAAGCAGAUAAAAGUUUGAACGAUCUUCCGGAUGAGCAGUUUGCCAGAUGGAGGAGGUAUCUCCAAUUGAAACAUCAUUUCUAUCUGGCCUACGCGUACGCUUUCCUUGGUCAGAAGCAGUUAGCCGAAGACAAGUGCGGAGAUGCGGUAAGAGCGUGUAAGCAGGGAAUUGCGGAGUACUCCGUGGCCAAGGAGAUGGCAGCCAUGUACGCCACUGCGACAGGACCGGGAACUCGCAUCAAGCCAGAACAGCACCUCUUCUUCCGACGCAUCGAGCCGCUGCUCAACCGACAUUUGGAGAAGGCCGAACGAGAAAACGGCUUCAUUUACCAUCAGAAAGUGCCGGAUGAGAUUCCGCAGCUGGAUGCGGAAGCGACGUACGGAGUGGCCAAACUGGAUUCGUUCAAGUAUCCUCCGCCGGCAGAGCUCUGGAACACUGCAGUCUACCAUGCUUUUGAUCUCUCCAAAGCUAAUAUGCCUGAUUUUUCAAAAGUAAAGAAAGUGAGUAGUCGUGCCAUAACUUUGGGUUCUAAUUCUAUGAUUACAGAGCAAAUCAAAACUGGACCCAGUCCACGAAGAGAAAAUCUAUCAGACCGAAAAGGAUCCGAGCAAUUCCAGUGGAUGUGUGAUCGCCUAA